AUGUCGGAGCGGGACGCCAUCAAGCGUCAUCCUGGAGACCCGCGACCGCAGCUGCCGCCACGCGCUCAGCUCCACGAGUGGCGCGGCAGCGCCGCGUCGGACGUCAUACGGCGACGCGCGGGUCGGGCCGGUCCCACCCCGCCAUGGCCGGAGCUGCGGGUCGUUGUCCGUCCGGCAGCGCGGGAGCCGCCCGCCGCCCGCUGCGCCGCCGCGCCUUCGCCGAGGCCUUCCCGCGAGGCGAGGGAUCCGCCCCGGCCGCCGCCGCCUGACGGGACAUGCGUGGAGGAGCAACUGAGACCAGUGUACCUGCAGGUGUGGCUGCUUCGAUGCGUGCAGAUAGAACUGCUGUCAUCCAGAAGGUGCUCUGAGCUGGAAAAGAGGACUGAGGUAUACAACAGUAAGAAAAACAGUAUGAUGGGUUCAGAAGGCUUUUCCCCAGGAAGUUCAGAGGAAGACCCAAGCAGUGACGUUACGGCUACCUCUAGCAAACAUUACCUGUGUGGUUACUGUGCAGCAUUCACAAACAUAGCAGUUACUUUUCCCAUCCAGAAGGUCCUCUUUCGACAGCAGCUGUAUGGUCUGAAAACAAAGGAUGCAAUACAACAGCUGCAGAAAGAUGGCAUUCGAAAUCUCUACCGUGGCAUCCUCCCACCCUUGAUGCAGAAGACGACCACGCUGGCUCUCAUGUUCGGCUUGUAUGAGGAUUUCUCCUCCUUGCUCCACAGCCACACGACUGCUCCUGAGCUCCUGACACGCAGCAUGGCAGCAGUGCUUGCAGGGACCACAGAAGCUGUUCUUACGCCCUUUGAGCGAGUGCAGACUUUGCUUCAGGACUACAAACACCACGAUAAGUUCACAAACACGUACCAGGCUUUCAAGGUACUGAAAGUCUAUGGGAUGAGAGAGUACUAUCGGGGAUUGGUGCCUAUUCUGCUCCGAAAUGGGCCCAGUAAUGUACUCUUCUUCGGCCUCAGAGGACCUAUUAAACAGUGUCUGCCUGAAGCAACUUCUUACAGCACUCACUUGGUUAAUGACUUCAUUUGCGGAGGGCUGUUGGGUGCCAUGUUGGGAUUCUUGUUCUUCCCAAUGAAUGUUGUAAAAGCUCGCAUGCAAGCUCAGAUCGGUGGUGAAUUUCAGUCCUUCUCGACAGUUUUUGUGAAGAUCUGGCUUGAGCGUGACAGAAAAUUGAUCAAUCUUUUCAGGGGAGCCCAUCUGAAUUACCAUCGUUCAGUCCUGUCCUGGGGCAUAAUCAAUGCAACUUACGAGUUCUUGCUAAAGCUGUUAUGAAAAACACUUAUUUUCUUCGUCCCAUCUAUUCAUUUGGUUUCUGCCAUAUUUGAUGAUGCUUGAUCCCUGGGAGCAGUGCCUGCAUAGCGUGAAAGGCAUUUGGUCUUGGCCUUCACUGCAUAUGGGGUGAAUGGUGAUACAUCCAAACCUUGGUGCAAUUACGAGUAGCUUCUUAAAUUAUUUAUUUGCUGGCAGGUGGAUUUACCCAUAAGGAAACUACUAGACAAACAGAUAAAAACAAAACCAAAAAAACCCACAAACUCAUCUGUCAGUCCAGUGGCUAGUUCAGUAUCACUCCCAGAAGUUCCUAACACUCCAUGACUGAGUGCGCUCCACUGUGUACCUUGUAGAACAUGAAAGUCAGGGGGAGGCUGAUGGAAAUUCAUUCCCUUAUUUGAUGACCUUCAGAAUGCUGAUGUAAGAUUACAUAUCUCAGAUAGAUGUAGGCUCCUGAGUGCUCACUGUUGCUCGUGGCCAAAUGGACAACAGCUCCAGAGGAGGAUGACCGAGUUCCUGAGUUCUGUGCUUAAACAAAGCCUAUGCCAAGUCUCCUGCUGGCCGCUUGGAUGCUCGGCUUCAAGCAGAACGUUUCAUUCGGCAGCAUAAAAGCAGGUACUGAAUGUUGCCUUCAGUGUCAUCUGACUCAGAUUUCUGUGUGCACGAAUGUAGGCACACGGUUUCACGUGAAAAGGGAAAAGUGGAAGGAGAGAAGCAGCAAGUAUGAGAAAGCUUUAAAGUGUCCUUCCUUGUUAUAAUCCUUCUACUUGUAAAUGCGGAGCUUGUUCUGCUUUUCUUUUUUUUUUUUACUACUUCUUUUUCUAUUGUUCUACAGCUGUGAGGCCAGAAAGAAGACGUCUCUUUUUGUAAUGCUUAUUAUAAAAUAGUUCAUUUUCCUGUAUUUUCCUGUUGUGAAAGUAGUUCUCAGGCAGCUCUUUUCUACAGAGGUAUCUUGUCUUUUGAAGAUCGCUGGUGUUUCAUCAGAGCUGUGACAUAACUGAUCACAACAAGAUUUUUUUUUACAGGAAAGCCGGAGCUCUGUCUCCUUGAUGUGUACGUUUAACAGUUCUGUAAGACAGAAUUGUACUGUAGCACUAUCAGGAUUAAAUUCCUGGGUAAUACCCACUGGGGUGAAGUCUGCGAUUGUAGUACCAGGAGGCAGACAGAGAUGACCUUUGGAAUGAUGCAGCACUUGGAGAAGCACUGAUGGACUUCUGUGGGCAAGUGCAGAUAAAGAUGUACAGAAAUGUGUGUUCUGUGUCCUACAGAUGUGAGCGGUGGGAGUUGUGAGGCUGUAGGCCUUGGAGAAAGGAGCAGGAGGGGGAUAGGCAUAGCCAGACCAGGAAAGGGUCUUAAUGAAAAACACUUGGUUGUCCUGGGAACUUUAUGUCAUUAUGUUAUAUUUAAAAACAGAAAGAAAAAAAAAAAUUAAAACAAAACAACCUCACCACCUAUUCUGAAAGAUGGGGAUAAACUUUUACCAAGUUGCUCUUUUCAUAAGCUUUGUAGUGGUGGUUAUUUUUUGUUUGCUAAACUGUCACAAAAUACUUGCUCUAAUCAGUGUGUCAUGAUUAUGAUCCUAAUGAGGUCCCUAGCUUCACAGCCCAAAAGGGCCCAGCACAAAUGAGCAUUGCUAUAUCUGAAUGUUGUGGUUAUUUGCAUUGAAAUAAAAUGUUUAUUGAAUGUUUGUUACUGUCAGAAUCUGAUUUUUACCAGUGUAAUGGUUGUGAAUUUAUUUAAUCUCUCCUUGAUGGAAUAAAAAAAGUAGAUUGUUUUUCCCUUGGAAGACAUAAUCUGAAGAGUUUACGCAGUUUGACCUAAGCUAUCACUAAUGGAUGGUGUUAAUUACAGUUGGGAAAAUGACAGUUGCAAUCCUUAUCUGUUGCUGUCUGGUUGUGCAGAAGUUAGAUGGAAAACAGUGUAUGUAUGUCAUGAUAGAACACUGUUCCAGUAUAGUCUGUUUUGCUUUGUAACUACAGAACAGUGACAGUAAUUGUCUGUUUAACAAAUUACAGAUCUUUUACUUGUUAAAGAACAUACGAGUAUGGAGUAAAGAGGGAGAGCUUUGUCAGGCUACACACCUUAAAUUAAAGUGAUGUGGGAAACAUGGUGCACUGAGCAUGCUGUGUUGCCAUCCUGGCAGACAGCACAGAGUCAGCUGUGCUGCUUCAGCUACUUCAAGCUGGGCUCAAGGCUGUUUUCCAUUACUAUCAAACUGAUUACAACCACACCAUGCUGACAUUCAAGAGUGGAAAUGGUAUGUGACUUCAAGGCUGUUGUCUGGAGGCCAGGAGAGCUCAUCUGCAAACAUCACCAGCUGUCAGCACUUCCAUGUACAGUUGGUUAGGGCGGCUGGAACUAGAUGAUCUCUUAAGGUCCUUUCCAACCCAAACUACUCUGAAUCUAUGAAACUGCUUAGGCUGCGAGGUCCCAUCCAACCCAAGCCCUUCUGUAUAAUUAUCAUCCGUAAUUACUGUAGCUGCACCUAGGCCUGGCUUUCUAGGCUCUUGGAAGAACACGUUCCAUCCUACAGCUGUGCUCAAGCUAAACCAACACCAGAGGGAAACACACAGAUGCAGAUGUCACUCCAAGUGUGGCUCUUUCCCCCUCAGUUCCAGUGAAUAGGCAAGAAGCAGUGAGUGUUACAGAACACAGCUCAGUGUAAGACAAAUACAUUAAAAUAGAUUUUAAUUCACUGAGUUAUUAAAUGUUUAAUUUAUUAUGCAAGCAAGGAAAACGUUCCACAAAUAGUAAGUUACUGUACGGCUGUAAGUACAAUAUAUUCAGAGCAGUUCUGAUACUUUUAUAUUGUAUGAAAAGGCUACACUUCAUACUACGAAAUCUCAGGUAUUUCAAAAUAUUUACAUGCACAAUUUGUUCUAGUAUUAAAAACUUUACACUUAAAUGAAGAUACCUAGUGCAUAAGAAAAUGCACCAUUGACCAAGAUCAGGAAAUUAGAAGUUUCUUUCUCUUGCAGGACAAAAAUAUUAGGGUUCUCAACCUUCUUUUACUCCUACUUCUUAGAAUCUUGUAAACUAGAAUUCUUAAAAGCUUUCAAGAGGGCAAGUUAUGGAGCAACAGGUCCACGUUUCGUGGUAUUGGGACCUACUGCACAUCACUGUUGCCCAAAUAAACAACAACAACAACAA
This is a messenger RNA of Phasianus colchicus (ring-necked pheasant), 4434 nucleotides long. RefSeq names its product solute carrier family 25 member 51 (gene SLC25A51). Gene Ontology annotation, cellular component: mitochondrion. NCBI's taxonomy places the organism in Eukaryota, Metazoa, Chordata, Aves, Galliformes, Phasianidae. Gene Ontology annotation, molecular function: NAD transmembrane transporter activity. Gene Ontology annotation, biological process: mitochondrial NAD transmembrane transport. The record is from RefSeq and is a predicted model, not a curated record.